Molecule: messenger RNA, 1995 nt
Organism: Xiphophorus couchianus (Monterrey platyfish)
Lineage: Eukaryota; Metazoa; Chordata; Actinopteri; Cyprinodontiformes; Poeciliidae
Product: heat shock 70 kDa protein 12A-like
Exons: 5
Coding region: 65-1831 (588 amino acids)
Molecular function (GO): ATP binding; ATP-dependent protein folding chaperone
Source: RefSeq, a predicted model, not a curated record
GACAGCUGCGUAUUCACACAGUUGCAUUCCUCCCUUAACUUGACUAGUAGGAGUUUCUUCUGCAAUGAGUGACUCGUUUGUCAUAGCGAUAGACUUUGGCACAGCAUAUAGUGGAUAUGCCUUUAAUAUCACAACCAAAAAUGAAAAAAGUGAUCCAUACUUUUCAAGGUGGGGAAAGGAGUAUGGAUUUGACACCCCAAAGACUCCAACCUGCAUUUUAUUUAAUGAAGAUGAAACAUUUCUGAGUUUUGGCUAUGAAGCCAAAAUUGCAUACAAGGAAAUGAGGAGAGAAGAAGCAGAGAAACAUUAUUUCUUUGAAAAUUUCAAGAUGGAACUCUACAACAAAGAACUCAGCAAUAAUCUGGAGAUUAAAGACGUCAUUGGAAAGUCUAUGAAGGCAUUGAAGGUUUUCUCAGAAUCUCUGGGAUUUCUUAAAGAAGAUGCACUCAGAACAAUCAACCGAAGCACAGGGGGCAUGAAGUUCAUUCCCUCUGACUUCACCUGGGUUCUGACGGUUCCUGCCAUCUGGAAUCCUUCAGCUAAACAGUUCAUGAGAAAAGCUGCAACUCAGGCAGGUAUUGUAACAGAAGGAGAUAAGGAAAAGCUGGUGAUGGCACUGGAACCAGAAGCAGCUUCAAUCUGGAGUAAGAAGCUUCCAUCAGAUGGUUUCAUCUCUGAGAAGCACAAUGAAGAGUCACUGGAUCAGUCUGCAGGGACUCAGUACAUCGUUGUUGACUGUGGAGGAGGAACUAUUGACAUCACUGUUCAUGAAGUCCUGGGUGGAGGAGCCCUGAAGGAGCUGCACAAGGUCUCUGGAAAUUAUCUGGGAGGACAAACUGUAGACAGAAAUUUUAAGCAGUUUCUCAGAGAGAUACUUCCUGAAGGAGUCUGGGAUCAAUUUGAACAAAACUCUCCCAGUGCCGCUCAGAGAAUUAUGUAUGAUUUUACCUACCUCAAACAAUAUGAUAAAGAUGUUCGGAUCACUUGCCCAUUCGCACUGGGAUCAUUAGCUAAAGAAAAAUCAGACACAGAAAACUUUGUUCAGUCAGAACUUGGUGCUUCCUGGGAUGGUGAGUUCAUCCAAAUCUCAAGAGACAAAAUGAAGUCUUUCUAUGAUGAAAGUCUGAAGGGCAUCACUGAGAAUCUCAAGGAAAUCUUUAACUGUGGUCUCAACAUCAAGUACAUUCUGUUAGUGGGUGGGUACGCUCAGAGUCAAAUUCUGCAGCAGCACAUUACUGACCAGUUUGGACAACAGUGUAAAGUUCUGUGUCCUUUCAGAGCUCAGGAGGCGAUUAUGAGAGGAGCUGUAGAGUUUGGUAGAAACCCAGAUGUUGUGGCUUCUCAGAAAAGUUCCUAUACUUAUGGAUUUUCUGUUUGUGAACAGUUUGAUGAGAGCAAACAUAAGGAAGAAAAGAAAUUUACAGCCAAAGGUGUGGUAUGGAGUCGAGAUAUUUUCAGGAAACUGGUGGAAGAAGAUGAAGAUCUUGGUUCAGAGGAUACCAGAGAGUUCUUAUGUCAUCCAGUAAAAGCCGAUCAGAAAGAGAUGGAACUGAAAUUUUACAACACACUCAGAAAAGAUCCGGUCUACAUAGAUGACUUUGGUGUAGAAAAGGUUGGUUCAUUCAUUGUAGACAUGACUGGAGGAGGUAAAGUCAAACUGAAUAUUAAGUUUGGCUCCACAGAGAUAAAAGCUACUGGGACCAACCUGACUACUGGAGAGAAAAAAAAAGUCAAAAUUGACUUCAUCGCCACAGAUUCAGAAGAUGAAGUUAGUAUUGGAUCCAGUUCUCACGCAGAAGAAUAUAUUUUAGAUGGUGCUGAUGAAACUUGAUGUGGCCAAGAGGUUUAUGCGCUAGAGUGAAUCAUCAUUGAAUCAAUAUAAGCAUUUUCCAAUGGUGUCAUUGAUUAUGUAAUAGAUGAAUCCUUGCCAUAUGGUGGUGGAAAGUAAUAGACAUACUCUCUGAGAUAAAUCAACAUUUGUAUGGAAGGGAUUAC